GCGGCCUCAUUUACAUUUGAGCGAAACAUUUUAAUGUAUAUCUAGGGUAUAUGUAUAAGGGUACUUUUUGUUAUCGACGGAGUGAGGCAAAUCGCUGUUGCAAAAUGGCUUCGACCGGCUACGGGUGGCGAACAUUUGCAAUCGCAACCAUAAUCCUUACAGUGAUAAGUCUUGCGGCAGAAACGGCGCGCGCUGCCUCGCCACCUCCACCUCCGCGCUCGUCGCCGCCCUUGAGGCUCAAAUCGCCGCCGCCUUCCCCCAGACCUCCUCGCCCUCCACCGCCGGUGAAGUCCCCCCCGCGACCGCCAUCCCCCAAGUAUCCGCCGCCGCCCCCAGCUCCACCUCCUCCACCGGUCCCAUCUCCUCCACCCCCUAGGGUCCCAUUCCCGGAGGCCCCUUACUGCCCCUUCUGUGUCAACCUGACGGUCACCAACUACGCCACCACCACACCCUUAACCAACAGCACGUGUGAAACCAUCCAGAAGCUCCUUUCAAACGGCAUCGUCAACAUCUUCGUCACCAAUCUAAACGCUACACUGCUGUCCGUCGUCAGCAACUGCAACGUAAGCACGGGCGACAUCAGCGUUUGUGCCGGCCUGCUGGGUGCUCUCUACGAUAACGCGGUGCCGCGGCCUUCAGUUGAGACUGUUCGGGAUUUCCUUCAGAGCACGUUGAGCACGUACAUGGAGCGCUGGAGCGGCGUGAUUACAUCAUGCGCCAAAAAAAUCUCAUUCAAGGGUGUCCUCCGCCCAAUAUCAGGAAUCUGUCUCCCCAGCCACACCUCUGCACUAUACUGUGGCGCAUCUGGGAAGUUGUUGCGUCGUCCCUAAAAUUAUGUACAACUUUCAAGUGCUGCUCCUUUUGGUUUUGUAUCGUAUCAGGAAUAUAUGUCUUUACCUUCAGCAGCCAUUUCAGCCAUAAGGCACUAGAGGCACGUAGGACGGUCCAAGCGAUGUGCUGUCGACGUCGCCGCUGGAUGUAUCUCUAGCAGAUGUUUGAUGUGCUCCGAUAAAAUUAUAGCAGCUAUGUGCUUACACCUUACUUAUUCUUUGAAAGGAUGCCGUUACUUGUUUGUCGGAUAGCUGGCGGGACGGGGUGCUAAGCGGCGGCUGUGAUAUUGCCACAGGAUGCAGGCUGGGCUGCAGGCUGUUAUUUGAGGGGGGCGCUGCCUUAUUUCAAAUUAGAAUGAUGUCAUGGGCCACCUCGUCUAGAGCACAUGGCUGGUUCACUUUCAUGCAAUAUUAAAUAGCACUGUAAGACACUGCCAUG
This is a messenger RNA of Volvox carteri f. nagariensis, 1269 nucleotides long. RefSeq lists its product as uncharacterized. NCBI's taxonomy places the organism in Eukaryota, Viridiplantae, Chlorophyta, Chlorophyceae, Chlamydomonadales, Volvocaceae. The record is from RefSeq and is a predicted model, not a curated record. Bases 51 to 830 code for a protein of 259 amino acids. The transcript is spliced from 2 exons.